Procambarus clarkii (red swamp crayfish) is the source of this 612-nucleotide messenger RNA. The record is from RefSeq and is a predicted model, not a curated record. Lineage: Eukaryota; Metazoa; Arthropoda; Malacostraca; Decapoda; Cambaridae.
AUGGCUUUCUACAUUCCCCGAAAGAAGCAAUACCACCUCUUUGAUUGCACUAUCCUGAAGAACCCGACGACUUUUGCCAUUCCACAACACCCGACCACUCUCGCUCGCCCGCUCCACGACGCCCCGACCACUCUCGCCCGCCCGCUCCACGACGCCCCGACCACUCUCGCCCGCCCGCUCCACGACGCCCCGACCUCUCGCCCGCCCGCUCCACGACGCCCCGACCUCUCGCCCGCCCGCUCCACGACGCCCCGACCACUCUCGCCCGCCCGCCCGCCCGCUCCACGACGCCCCGACCACUCUCGCCCGCCCGCCCGCCCGCUCCACGACGCCGCGACCACUCUCGCCCGCCCGCUCCACGACACCCCGACCACUCUCGCCCACUCUCGCCCGCCCCGCUCCACGAUGCCCCGACCACUCUCGCCCGCCCGCUCCGCGACGCCCCGACCAAUCUCGCCCGGCCACUCCACGAAUCCAGGACCACUCUCGCCCACCCGCUACACGACACCCCGACCACUCUUGUCCACCCGCUCCACGACGCCCCGACCACGCUCUCCCGCCCGUUACACGACGCCCCGACAACUCUCGCCCGCCCGCUCCACGACGCCCUAA